Messenger RNA from Raphanus sativus (radish), 2171 nucleotides. RefSeq names its product diacylglycerol O-acyltransferase 1. The record is from RefSeq and is a predicted model, not a curated record. Gene Ontology annotation, biological process: triglyceride biosynthetic process. Lineage: Eukaryota; Viridiplantae; Streptophyta; Magnoliopsida; Brassicales; Brassicaceae. The transcript is spliced from 16 exons. Gene Ontology annotation, cellular component: chloroplast envelope; endoplasmic reticulum membrane. Gene Ontology annotation, molecular function: diacylglycerol O-acyltransferase activity. The coding region runs from base 324 to 1835 and encodes 503 amino acids.
UCGUGGUCAUCUUCCUCCUCUCUCUCUCUCGUGAAUCUUUUUUUUCUCCGCUUCCAAAAAUAAAAAAAAAGUUUGAUUCUCUCUUUGCAGGAAAGAGACAGACUCACGAUAAACCGAUUAAUCAGCAAUUUUUCUAAUUUUCAACAAUCUUUUCAGAAAAAUUAAAACUUUUUUCUUUUGUGGGCUUUCCCAUUAGAUUCUGAUUCUCUCUCGACUGCAAAAUCAUUUUGACCGUUUUCCUCUGCAUGCUCUUCGCUUUUCUCUGUCUCGCCUCCUCCUUCCUUCCUCUUUUCGCUUUCUAGAACCUAACCGCCUUUUGAAAAAUGGCGAUUUUGGAUUCUGGAAGUGUCACGAUGGCGACGGAGAACGGUGUUGCGGAUCUCGAUAGGCUUCGUCGUCGUAAAUCGAGAUCGGAUUCCUCCAACGGACUUGAUACUUCCCCGUCAGACGAUGCUGGAGCUCCGUCCGACGUGAGAGAUCGGAUUAAUUCCGCUGCCGCCGAGGACGCUCAGGGAACAGCGAAUUUAGCUGGAGGUAACGGCGGAGAUACCGAAAAUAGGGAAUCCGGAAACGCAGAUGGGAGGUUCACGUAUCGGCCUUCGGUGCCAGCUCAUCGGAGGACGAGGGAGAGUCCACUCAGCUCUGACGCUAUCUUCAAACAAAGCCAUGCAGGAUUGUUCAACCUCUGUGUAGUUGUUCUUGUUGCUGUUAACAGUCGACUCAUCAUCGAAAACCUCAUGAAGUACGGUUGGUUGAUCAGAACUGAUUUCUGGUUUAGCUCUACAUCCCUCCGAGACUGGCCGCUUUUCAUGUGUUGUCUUUCACUUUCAAUCUUUCCUUUGGCUGCCUUCACCGUCGAGAAAUUGGUUCUUCAGAAACUCAUAUCUGAACCUGUUGCCAUCAUUCUUCAUGUUGUUAUAACCUUGACCGAGGUCUUGUAUCCAGUCUACGUCACCCUAAGGUGUGAUUCCGCUUUCUUAUCAGGUGUCACGUUGAUGCUCCUCACUUGCAUUGUGUGGCUGAAGUUGGUUUCUUAUGCUCAUACUAGCUAUGACAUAAGAACCCUUGCUAAUUCAGCUGAUACGGUCGAUCCGGAAGUCUCCUACUAUGUCAGUUUGAAGAGCUUGGCGUAUUUCAUGGUUGCUCCUACAUUGUGUUAUCAGCCAAGUUAUCCACGUUCUCCAUGUAUACGAAAGGGUUGGGUGGCUCGUCAAUUUGCAAAACUUGUCAUAUUCACUGGACUCAUGGGAUUUAUAAUAGAACAAUAUAUAAAUCCUAUUGUAAGGAACUCAAAGCAUCCUUUGCAAGGGGAUCUUCUAUAUGCUAUUGAAAGAGUGUUGAAGCUUUCAGUCCCAAAUCUAUACGUGUGGCUCUGCAUGUUCUACUGCUUCUUCCACCUUUGGUUAAACAUAUUGGCAGAGCUACUCUGCUUUGGGGACCGUGAGUUCUACAAAGAUUGGUGGAAUGCAAAAAGCGUAGGAGAUUAUUGGAGAAUGUGGAAUAUGCCGGUUCAUAAAUGGAUGGUUCGACAUGUUUACUUUCCGUGCCUGCGCAUAAAGAUACCAAAAGUACCCGCCAUUAUCAUUGCUUUCUUAGUCUCUGCAGUCUUCCAUGAGCUGUGCAUCGCUGUUCCUUGCCGUCUCUUUAAUCUAUGGGCUUUCAUAGGAAUUAUGUUUCAGGUGCCUUUGGUCUUUGUCACAAACUAUUUACAAGAAAGGUUUGGCUCCAUGGUGGGAAACAUGAUCUUCUGGUUCAGCUUCUGCAUUUUCGGACAACCGAUGUGUGUGCUUCUUUAUUACCAUGACCUGAUGAACCGCAAAGGAUCCAUGUCCUAAAGAAAAUCCUUUGAGGACUUUUUUACGCCACAGAAAAAAUGGUCAAUUGGAAAGAUGGAGUUUUGUAUCCUUUUGGAGCGUUAAAAAUGACUUCAGAGAGACGAAUCCUUUUGAGUUCUUGUUUCUCUUUGUCUCUGUCACUCACUGGAUCUUCGAUUUCUCCUCUUUUAACAAGCCCAUGAAGAAAAGUAGACUGAGAUAUUGGACUCUGUUAUGCUGUAAAGAAAAUUUCAUUCGUAUAUGUUUAUAACAAUCUUUGACGGUUACCCAAAAUACCGAGAAAAAAUAAUAAUAAGCCUUUGAAUGUAAAUGCAUUUUAUUCAUGAUGAUUCAACA